ACGAGCGUUCAUCUCUUUUUGGAAUCUAUUGCAGGCACCGCGUGGUGUUUUUGCUGCUGAUUCUCAUUUAUUUUCCUUUUAAUUGCGUGGAAAAUAAAUAUAAUUCUGCCAAAAUGAGUUUGUACAACUUUAAAAAGAUAAUGGUGGUUCCGCCAGCAAAGGACUUUAUCGACAUUAUGCUGUCGAAGACACAGCGAAAGACGCCAACAGUCGUGCACAAGGGAUACAAAAUAUCACGAAUUCGUGCAUUUUACACGCGCAAAGUGAAGUACACUCAACAGAACUUCCAUGAUCGUCUGUCGCAGAUCAUACAGGACUUUCCCAAACUGGAUGACGUGCAUCCAUUCUAUGCAGAUUUAAUGAAUGUCCUCUACGACAAAGAUCAUUACAAGCUUGCGCUAGGUCAACUAAACACAGCCAGGCAUUUGGUGGACAACGUUGCCAAGGAUUAUGUGCGUCUGCUUAAAUACGGAGAUUCGCUGUACCGGUGCAAGCAGCUUAAAAAGGCCGCCUUGGGUCGUAUGGCCACAAUCAUGAAGCGCCAGGCGUCCAACUUGACAUAUCUGGAGCAGGUCCGUCAGCAUUUGUCGCGUCUGCCGACUAUCGAUCCCUACUCACGCACCAUUAUCAUCUGUGGAUUCCCCAACGUGGGCAAGUCUUCGUUCAUCAACAAAAUCACACGUGCCGAUGUCGAGGUGCAGCCGUAUGCUUUCACCACCAAGUCACUCUACGUGGGACACACAGACUACAAAUAUCUUCGCUGGCAGGUGAUUGACACACCCGGUAUUCUCGAUCAUCCUCUCGAGGAGCGCAAUGUCAUCGAAAUGCAGGCCAUUACCGCUCUGGCACAUUUACGUGCUUGUGUGCUGUAUUUCAUGGACAUUUCCGAGCAGUGUGGUCACUCAUUGGAGGAGCAGAUUCAACUGUUCGAGAGCAUUAAGCCGCUGUUCACCAACAAGCCAUUGAUACUGGCCAUCAACAAAAUUGACAUACUAACGUUGGAGGAUAUGCCUCCAGAGCGACAGGCAAUAAUCACCAAACUGCAAGAGGACAAACAGGUGCCCGUUAUGUUCAUGUCGACAGUACAGGAAACUGGAGUUAUGGAGGUUAAAACCGAGGCCUGCGAACGCUUGCUCUCGUAUCGCGUGGAUCAAAAGAUGCGCACCAAGAAGGUGGACAACAUACUUAAUCGUCUGCAUGUUGCAAUGCCAGCUCCACGCGACGAGAAGGUUAGGGCUCCAUGUAUUCCAGCUCAAGCGUUGGCGCGCCUUGAACAGAACGCAUCCAAGGCUGAACGUAAGCGUAAGUUGGAGAAGGAGAUCGAGGAGGAAAUGGGCGAUGACUACACGCUGGAUCUGAAGAAGAACUAUGAAGAAAUACCCGAGGACGAGCGUUACGAUGUGAUACCGGAGUUCUUGGAGGGUCGCAACAUUGCCGAUUAUAUCGAUGCUGAUAUAUUCGAGAAGCUGGAGGAACUGGAACGCGAAGAAGGUCUGCGCGAGUCCGGAGGCGUUUACACUGUGCCUGACAUGUCUAUGGAUGAGACGCUUAAAGAAAUUCGCGAAAUGGCCAAACAGAUCCGCGGCAAACGUUUCGAAUUGCGCGACGAGAAGCGCCUCUCCCACAGAAAGAAUAAGCCCAUCAUUCCGCGCAACAAACAGCCCAAGGUGCGUGAUCGUUCGGUCAACAAACUUGUGGAGACCAUGGAGGGUCUUGGCGUCGACAUGUCUGGCAACGAGAAGGCCAACUUCACCAAAUCGGUUGUCGACCUUCGUAGAGGCACUGUUGCCGUUGGAGGCAAGACACCUAAGGUGCCGUUGCUUGACAAAGAAUCUUCAGCGGUUGUCAAGAAGACCGGCAAGCCACUGAAGCGUGCACCAUCUCGCGAUACCCUUGGCAUCAAGGACGUUGCCAUCAGAAAGAAGGCUCAAGUUAGAGCCAAACGCGACAUUGCCAAGAAGGUCACCCGACUGGGUCUCAAGGGCGAGGCGGAUCGCUUCAUUGGCACCAAGAUGCCCCGACAUUUGUAUUCCGGCAAGCGUGGCACGGGCAAGACCGAUCGCCGUUAAGUGCCUUAGUUUUACGAAUAGUUGUAUUACUAUAUUGCUGUAUAAAUGUAUCUGCAUCUUUCCUAACACCACCAUAAAUCAAAUACAAGUUGUAUUUAACAAAAUUUCAAA
Drosophila innubila is the source of this 2180-nucleotide messenger RNA. RefSeq names its product nucleolar GTP-binding protein 1 (gene Non1). Gene Ontology annotation, cellular component: nucleolus. The transcript is spliced from 3 exons. Gene Ontology annotation, molecular function: RNA binding; GTPase activity; GTP binding. The record is from RefSeq and is a predicted model, not a curated record. Gene Ontology annotation, biological process: ribosomal large subunit biogenesis. The coding region runs from base 114 to 2069 and encodes 651 amino acids. Lineage: Eukaryota; Metazoa; Arthropoda; Insecta; Diptera; Drosophilidae.